UGUGCUAGGUCACUAAUGGCUGCCGCCGAUAUCUCAAUCCUUGGAGAGAUCUCACCUCUGACUGAGAUGCACCCAGAGCCUACCAGGAGAUAUGGGUCCCCUGAGGCAAGUGUGACCCUGGAGUCCAGCCCACCAGCCUGACGCCCGGUCGGGCAGGGAAAGCACUAUGGAUGGCUUGAUUGAACAGAAGAGCAUGCUGGUGCACAGUAAAAUCAGCGAUGCCAGCAAAAGGAAUGGCUUAAUUAACACCAGAAACUUCAUGGCCGAGAGCAGAGACGGCCUGGUGUCUGUUUACCCAGCACCCCAGUACCAGAGCUGCCGGGUGGGGGGCAGUGCAGCACCGGCCACCCUGGACGGCAGCAGGAAUGAGCCAGUCCAGCAGCUGCUGGACCCCAACACUCUGCAGCAGUCGGUAGAGUCCCGCUACCGGCCCAACAUCAUCCUCUACUCGGAGGGCGUGCUGCGCUCCUGGGGGGAUGGCGUGGCUGCCGACUGCUGUGAGACCACCUUCAUCGAGGACCGGUCACCUACCAAAGAGAGCCUGGAGUACCCCGAAGGGAAGUUCAUCGACCUCUCUGCCGAUGACAUCAAAAUCCACACCCUCUCCUAUGACGUGGAGGAAGAAGAGGAAUUCCAGGAGCUGGAGAGUGACUAUUCGAGUGACACGGAGAGUGAAGACAACUUCCUUAUGAUGCCCCCACGGGACCACCUGGGCCUCAGCGUCUUUUCCAUGCUCUGCUGCUUCUGGCCUCUGGGCAUCGCGGCCUUCUACUUGUCCCACGAGAUUAACACAGGAGGGCAACAUCCAAGAGGAAAGGAGCCUGGUGUACAAGAGCACUUCUCCCAAAACCUCCUGCUCUCACUGGUGGAAAAAGACAACCUGAGGGGAAUGAAGGUAAAUCCCUAAUUUAAGAUUCUGCAGUGAUCAGGGAAAUAUAUGCAAUUAGACCUUAGAGAUUAGGUCAAGGAAAAUGCGAUGAGAAAGAGCCACUUCUAUGUGGGAAAGAAGCUAGCCCUCUGCUCAGAGCCUUCUUGGAGGUUGUCAGGGUAUAAAUAAGACAUAAAUAGGAUUAAAGUACUAAUUGACAAAUUGUUGUCAAGGAGAAGUCCUGCUUCACCUAUUUAAAUGCUCAGAAUAUAUUUAGAAUGCUUAUUAUGCAUAAACUAAUAUAACCCAAAGGCCUGAGCCCUCCCUUUCAACACAGGCAUGUUGGAGAAAGAAAUGAACAAAACAUAACAAUACCUUAGAGUUUGGACCGUGUGUGGGGAAAAGUCUUGAAAAAUAUGAAUGGUCAAGUAUUUUUAAUACAAUGUUAUUGCAUUCAAGGACUUCUGUGACCUAGUAGUUAACUAGUUUAUAUUUCAAAGGAGUUCUUUCAGUGGCCUACUUUAAUAAAUGAAAGCUAAUAGUCAAAAUUAACAAUUUGUAGAUGUUUAUCAAAUUCUUAAAGACAUCAGUAUCUUAAGUAGAUAAGGCAGCUUCCUUGCUAGUAUUUUAACAUCCAUUUAAUUGGUCCACACAGCUUUCUGUCCAUCCUAAUAGCCCGCUCCUCCUGUGUGAUGGUCCUUUAAAGCUCCUGAUACCCUAAAACCCAUCUGAAAUAAGCCUGAGGGGGCGUUACUCCCAGGUGGCAGGAUUUGGGUUCUGAGAGCCAAAGGCAACACACAACACCUGAAAUUCCUAGUUGGCGAUCACCCCAGGUUUUCUGAACCCAGGUUCCGCCUUCUCUAGGUUCCUCUCUGCAGCCAAUAUUUUCCUUCCCAAAUCAGGUUCCUACCCUGAAUUAUUUGACAUCUCUGUGGAGACAGUGGUGCUUGUGGGGGGUCUGGGAGCACCAGGAGCCCCUGCUGUGCCGGCUCCAUCCUCCUCAUGGACUGGGGGCUAAGCAGGCUUCACCUGUCCAGAACCACCCCCCCCCCACUUCCUCUCCAGGCAGCGUCUCCUCACAGGCACCUUUGCAGAGAGGACACAGGUCCUCAGUUUGCUCCCACACUGCUGUCCUUGAAAUAGGCACCCAACAAAAGGUCAGUGGGGCCUUUCGUCUUUCACCUCUUCCACUCAACAUGCUGCUCCCCAGAGACCCCAAGGUCCUUCUUUCAGCUCAGAGCACAUGGGAUUGUCUCUUCCCUCCGGCUCUUCUCUUCGCUUCCUCUCUCUUCCCUGGAGCCCUAAGAGGUCGAGGGAGGUCAUUUGGAACAUCCAUGAACUAGGAUGGGAAAUGAGUUGCAUCAUGAUUUUCACCAACCUCUAACCAAAAUUUGGCAUUUCCUCCAGUUAUGAAGGUAGGCAACAAACCACAUUGUUGUGACUUCAUCACCAGCAGAAACCACAGCUGUCUUCACUGCAGGUGACAGUUGUUGAAGAUAUCUCAGAAUAUUGCUUAUGUUCAUCACUACUUUGAAAACACAAACCCAAGUGCAGACAUACCUCAUUUCGUUGCGCUUCGCCUUACUGCUCUUUGCAGAUAUUUUGUGUUUUGUUUGUUUGUUUGUUCUUUUGCAGGGAAAGAUUCACCCUGAGC
Molecule: messenger RNA, 2522 nt
Organism: Equus quagga
Lineage: Eukaryota; Metazoa; Chordata; Mammalia; Perissodactyla; Equidae
Gene: SYNDIG1
Product: synapse differentiation inducing 1
Exons: 4
Coding region: 167-907 (246 amino acids)
Biological process (GO): positive regulation of synapse assembly; synaptic vesicle clustering
Cellular component (GO): intracellular membrane-bounded organelle; synaptic vesicle membrane; postsynaptic density membrane
Source: RefSeq, a predicted model, not a curated record